GGAAAAGUGGGAUAAGAAACAGAUCUAGAUGAAAUUAAAGAGAGGAGGAGGGAGAUGAAUCGGUGAUAAGAGAGAGGAAGUGGAGAGUUGCGUGAGAAAUAAGGAGUAGAGUAUAAUUGACCACGAGGGAUAUAAUUGACAAAUAAAAUGGACCUAUCAACUUAGAGCUCCUAUUUAGAGCUCCUAUUUAGAGAACUCUUAUUUUGUAAUUUUGAAAUUAUUUUAGUCCUAUUUUGUCUUCUAUCCUCCUCUCUGCAGCUUCUCCUAGCUCAAAUCGGCUGAAAUCACCUAAGGCGGCGGCGGAUUUGUUAGGGUUUGCUGCAUCUCUUCAUUCUCUUUUUCAUCAAUUAUUAUUGUUUCCCACAGUCGACUCUGAGUUUUCCUUUGAACAUGUGUUCUCAUUUCUUAUGUUGUAUCCAUCCCUACUUCGAUCUUCGGUCUUCACUCUUCAGUCGAACGAAAAAAGGAGCAGGCGCACUCCCUGCCUGAUCUCGGCUUCUCAGUCCAGGCGUCCAAGUUUCCAACAGGCAGAAGUGCUCACCUCCUCUGUCUUCCGCAUUCUGGAGCGCGUGCGCCGUGCUCACCUUCAGGCUUCACUGCCUCACUGCUUCAUGCUUCACUGAUUUAACGUUUUCACCCGAAUCACCACUUCAGCCUUCUGCCUUCAGGCCCAGUCCAACUGUUAAGUCCAAGUAGCCACUAGCCAGCAGCGCAGGGAAAAGUGCCGCGUUCUUUCUUCUUCCACGAAAACCCCAACCGCAUAAACAGGGCUUCCAGGCAUUCCAAGCUUCCAGCACGCAGGCCGCAUAGCCCGCACUGCCGCAGCAAGCCAGCAAGGCGACAGUCCGUCCGUCCAUCCCCCAAGCCAGCACGCAGGCCGCAGCCACGCAAUCACGCCGCACGCAGGACCUCAGCGGCCGAACUCCGCCGAAGUGCAGCGGCCGAAGUCCGCCGAAGUGCCGAACGCCGCCCCUCUUUGACUCUUUUUCGGCUCAUAUUGGCUCAAAUCCGCUCAAACGGCUCAAUAGAGUGAGCCAGUGCUUAAGAGUUCAGAUGAUGUGCCUGAUUCCUGAGAAGUGAGAAGUGCUGCCUAAGUCCUAACUCCUAAGUGCUUAAGAGGUACAGAUUUGAGAAGUUGAUACACUACAAGCCAUUAAUGAGUCACGCGGAGAUGGGUCGAUAUAAAAAGAUCUUUGCUAUACAAGAUGCAACUUUUUGAGGGAUGGAUGACUCCGCAUCCUAUCCGCCUAUAGAACCUUCCAGCUUUGAUCUAAUCGUUAUAGGUACCGGUGUAUCGGAAUCCAUCAUUGCCGCCGCGGCCUCUGCCGCCGGAAAAUCUGUCAUCCAUCUUGACCCCAAUCCAUUCUAUGGUUCUCAUUACGCUUCUCUCCCCCUACAUGACUUCACUUCAUUCCUUCAAUCCCAUUCUAACUCUUCCUCCACCCCUCAUCCUGCUUCACAAUACCACCAUGAAUCGGAUUUCCAUCUCAUGCCGCUUCGUACUCGCCAGAUGUACUCCUCCAUUGAUGUCUCUCUGUACUCGCAGGAGCCUAUGAACUACUCCAGCAAGUUCAACAUUGAUUUGGCCGGACCUAGGGUUUUAUUUUGCGCUGAUUCUAUGGUUGACCUCAUUUUAAAUACGGGUAUCAAUCUGUAUAUGGAGUUCAAAUCGGUGGACAGGAGCUUCAUCUAUGAUGGAAAUGGUAACUUGGAUUAUGUGCCUGAUUCGCGCAGUGCAAUUUUCAAGGACCGCAAUUUAAGUUUCACUGAGAAGAAUCAGUUGAUGAGGUUCUUCAAGAUGGUACAGGGGCAUUUGGGGGAAGAUUACACGGAAAUCAACCGGAUAUCUCAGGAUGAUCUGGAGAGUCCGUUUUGUGAGUUCCUGAGCAAAAUGGGGCUUUCGUCCAAGCUAAAAUCGAUUAUACUUUAUGCUAUAGCCUUAGCAGCUGAUGAUCAGGAAAGUGUGGAGGGUUAUAAAGUUAUCAAGACCAGGGAUGGGAUAGAUCGUUUAGCUCUUUAUCACUCUUCAGUGGGCAGGUUCUCCCAUGCACCUGGUGCUAUGAUUUAUCCAAUGUAUGGCCAAGGGGAACUUUCACAAUCCUUUUGCCGGCGUGCUGCUGUGAAAGGGUGUAUAAAUGUUCUUCGGAUGCCUGUCAAUUUUAUUCUCAAGGACAAGGGAAGUGGAAAUUACAAAGGUGUCAAAUUGGCUUCUGGUCAAGAACUAUUAAGUCAUAAUUUGAUAUUGGCUUCACCAUUUGUAAUUCCCUUUGAUACUGUCGAGUCUCGUAAUCAAUCUCUGCAAGAUGAUUCUCUUGGUCUCAAUAAAAAAGAUGUAGUCAAAGAGAAGCUGGUUAAGGGAAUAUGCAUCGCAAAGUCCUCACUGAAACCAGAUGUGGCAAACUGCUUAAUAUUCUUUCCUCCUCGAUCUUUGAUCCCUGAACAGGUGUCAUCAAUUCAUGUCUUCCAGUUAAGCAGCAAUGUAGCGGUUUGCCCAAGUGGAAUGUUUGUGACUUACCUUUCAGUUAUAUGUGAAGAUGCUGUGCAAGGGAAGAACCUGCUUGACGCAGCCAUUAAUGCAUUGUUCUAUGUUCCUGUUUCUGGCACUUCUCAAAAUGAUCAUACAGACCAUCCAAAUUCAAAUGCCAAACCGGCAAUACUUUGGAGCACCUUGUAUGUACAAGAGCUGACAAAGGAGGAUUCAUUUGAUUCUGUCGCUUCAGUCUCAAUGCCGGACGGGAAUCUGCAUUACAAUGAGGUUUUGGCUGCCUCUGUUAAGAUAUUUGAGAAAAUGUACCCUGGUGAAGAUUUCCUCCCAAGAGGAGGAACAGGUGUGAAUGACUACUGCACCACAUAUGAUUGAAGGAUGUUUGAGGGAUGCAGUUGUAAUAGGAUUGAGGAGUUUUUUAGAGUUCUUUACUAUCAUGCCAGGUGAAAGUGAAGAUUUCUCCCAAAUAUGUUUAUACUUGGACUCGUCAUGCUGCCUGUUGUAAUCAUAUUAUUACUUUCUCCCAGAGAAUAGGGCAGUUUAAGAUUCAAAGCUGAACCAAACCCAACUUUAGAUAGUUUGAGUUUGGUUAGUUUAACAUCUUCACAAGCUGAACCCUUUUAUAGAUUGGUUCACUUACAUUCACGGGUAAUUGUGACUUAACAUGUUACGGAGUAUAUAUAUUGUCAAAAAGAAGCUUCAAAUUAUGGAAAAAUCAAAUAUAUUUUUUGAUUUAUAACUUUAUUCAAGAACCAUGUAUCUUUGUAUUGAGUAUUCAUAACAUACUGGUAUUAUAAAUUAACGUUUCUGUUUCCUUU
This is a messenger RNA of Cuscuta europaea, 3303 nucleotides long. The record is from the annotation of a GenBank genome assembly. Lineage: Eukaryota; Viridiplantae; Streptophyta; Magnoliopsida; Solanales; Convolvulaceae.